UGCCAUGUCUCCGAGUACCACUGACGUCGUGGCAGUAGACCCGUCUAGCGCGGCAUUCAAAAAAGCCAGGAGGCAGUAUAUAAGGACGACAAAGAACAGAAACCAGGAUGUAGAUGCUAACUGGACACCGUUCAGAGCGGCUGAAAAGAAAUUUAAGGCUCGAUUCCCGCCCCCUGAUCUAACCAACGUACUCGAUCUUGCUGCAGAGGAUCGCAGUGAAGGUGGAUCGGGCGGAGGACGAGCCGUUUGUAUCGGAACGUUGUCUGAUGGAGGAAAUGUUUGCACUGUACCAGCCGUGCCAGGACUCGUAUUGUUACCCUCUUUCGUGUCACCAGAUGGCCAACGCGCGCUUGUCCAAUGGGCUCUCCGGGAUCAUGCACGUCACCCGAAUGAAACGAAUCUCGACGCACACUACAUUCUCCCACCCGAGGGAAUCUGGAAUGCACACGUAGCAUCCCUUUCUUCUUGCCCCAAGGAUGCCACAUCCUUAGUCAAAACAAAAGCAUCUACUGCCGAAGGAGUAGUUUCCCAGAAGAACGUACCCUCCGGACCACGCCAACUCAUCUCAAAUGAUGCAGCGGGUACAGACAACAUAUACUCUCUCCAAGCGAUUCCGAAACCAUCCCCGGAGCCAUCUACGACAGUCUCCGAUUGUAGCCCAUCCGAGCUCGUUCCGAAGCUACGAUGGGCCAAUAUCGGGUGGUCGUAUCAUUGGGGAACUAAGCAGUAUGACUUUUCAAAGGGUAAAGGACACGUCAAUUCUCGUAUCCGAGAUCUGUGUCGGAAUGCUGUGAGUUUGGUACCCUGGGAUAAGGUUUUUGGCGCGGACAGUAGCCUCGAAGAAGGAUGGGGAGACAAUGAUUGGAGGACGUGGAGCGAGACUUAUGAACCGGAUGCGGGGAUCGUCAAUUUUUACCAGACCAAGGAUACGCUCAUGGCUCACGUUGAUCGCUCCGAAGUUUGUGCGACAUCACCCCUGGUGUCAAUCUCACUAGGCAACACCGCUAUCUUCCUCAUUGGUGGUCUCACACGGGAUGUGGAGCCCACCCCUAUUCUUCUGCGAUCCGGUGAUGUCGUGAUUAUGUCUGGACCAGCAUGCAGACGGGCAUAUCAUGGCGUCCCACGUAUAUUGGAGAGCACGCUCCCUGAACACUUUGCACAGUCGUCACGGCCAGCUAACGAUGGCGCGAACCCUUCGGCUUCCCAGACCGAAAGGGCUAGCGCUACUACUGUGGCGUCGGCGUGGGAGCCAUAUGGGACUUACAUGCAGAACGCCCGCAUCAAUAUCAACGUUCGGCAGGUCUUUCCGAAAGGAUUCGUUCCUGGGACUGUCAACCCCGCUCUCCGCAUCAGCAACACUUAGACCAACGUGGGUAAGGUCGAUGAAAGAGAGACUGACGUUGGGGGCAAUAAACUAAGCCAAUGCGAGUUUGGGCUCGCUCCUCUGUCAUUUCGGCUGUCGGGCAAGUGACAAAGACAAGACACACAUGAGAACUUCGUUGGAGCCCGAGCUCCAAAGUGGAUUUUUAAUAUGCUAUGUCUCAUAACCAACAUUUAUGAUGAAUCCUUGGAAACGGCUGGGUAGAUUUUACUGUAUAUAUCUGUAGAUAUCAC
Pisolithus orientalis is the source of this 1614-nucleotide messenger RNA. RefSeq lists its product as uncharacterized. Bases 5 to 1363 code for a protein of 452 amino acids. The transcript is spliced from 7 exons. The record is from RefSeq and is a predicted model, not a curated record. NCBI's taxonomy places the organism in Eukaryota, Fungi, Basidiomycota, Agaricomycetes, Boletales, Pisolithaceae. Gene Ontology annotation, cellular component: nucleus; cytoplasm.